Eruca vesicaria subsp. sativa (arugula) is the source of this 928-nucleotide messenger RNA. The record is from the annotation of a GenBank genome assembly. Lineage: Eukaryota; Viridiplantae; Streptophyta; Magnoliopsida; Brassicales; Brassicaceae.
AUGCCUCUUGCAAGAAGAACUUCCGUUACCGCCUUGAGAUCCGUUGCUCCCCUCCGUCAAUCUCCCACCGCCGCAGCCUCAACCUUCCGCCACUUCACCUCCGCCGGCUAUCCUUCCAACAGCUUUCAGUUAACUCCGCCGGUUAACUGGGGAGUACGAAUCGUACCGGAGAAGAAAGCGUAUGUGAUUGAGCGAUUCGGAAAAUUCGCCAAGACAUUGCCGUCGGGGAUUCAUUUCCUGAUUCCGUUCGUUGAUCGGAUUGCUUAUGUUCAUUCUCUCAAGGAAGAAGCGAUUCCGAUCCCUAAUCAGACUGCGAUUACUAAAUAUAACGUUAGUAUCCAUAUCGAUGGCGUUCUCUAUGUCAAGAUAGUGGAUCCUAAGUUAGCUUCUUAUGGAGUUGAUAGUCCUAUCUAUGCUGUUGUGCAGCUGGCUCAGAAUAAUAUGCGUAGUGAGCUUGGUAAGAUCACUCUUGAUAAGACCUUUGAGGAAAGAGAUACUCUCAACGAGAAGUUUGUGCUACAUAUCCUUUUCUGCUUAUUUCUAAUUCGUGUAUCUUCAGGGGAUAUUAUGCGCCCUCAUGGAGUGAGAGUUGCUAUGGAGAUGCAAGCUGAAGCUGAAUGUAAAAAGAGAGCCCAGAUUCUUGAGUCUGAAGGAGAAAGGCAAGCUCAUAUCAAUAUUGCUGAUGGUAAGAAAAGUUCUGUAAUCUUGGCAUCUGAAGCUGCAAAGAUGGAUCAAGUUAACCGAGCACAGGGUGAGGCUGAAGCAAUACUCGCUAGAGCACAAGCAACUGCUAGAGGCCUUGCCAUGUUAUCUCAGUCUCUCAAAGAAACUGGGGGAGUAGAUGUGAUUUUUAACAAACCUAGCCUCAGUCCUGCAACCGGAUCCUAUCGAGCAACCGAUCAUUCCUACAAAAUGAGUAUCGUCAAUA